Messenger RNA from Aspergillus welwitschiae, 930 nucleotides. Its product is annotated as arylamine N-acetyltransferase family protein. NCBI's taxonomy places the organism in Eukaryota, Fungi, Ascomycota, Eurotiomycetes, Eurotiales, Aspergillaceae. Gene Ontology annotation, molecular function: acetyltransferase activity. The transcript has 2 exons. The record is from RefSeq and is a predicted model, not a curated record. The coding region runs from base 1 to 930 and encodes 309 amino acids.
AUGUUUGACAGCAACACAGGUUCUGUUCUGUCUGCAGAACAAAUCGACGGAUAUUUCAGGCAUAUCCACGUGCCGGAUAGUUAUUUGCGUGAUCAGCGCCCUGAAUUAGACAUCACAUUUCUCUCAACGCUUCAAUCCUGCCAUCUCUCAAGGGUUCCCUAUGAAAACCUCGCUCUCCACUAUGCGGAGAAUUCCAGUAUAUCUCUAGAUGUUGCCGAUAUCUACGGGAAAGUGGUCGUGGACCGCCGUGGUGGCUACUGCAUGGAGAAUAAUAUAUUCUUCUACCAUGUUCUUCGGUUUUUUGGCUUCCAGGUGUAUCUCACAGGAGCACGGCUUCAUCGUACGGGUGAUAGUCAGCCCUCUGGAUGGUCGGGUUGGGAGCAUUCUGUCAAUAUCGUGACCCUACCUGAUCAGCAACGGUACUUGGUGGAUGUUGGCUAUGGUGGAAAUGGUCCAACGGCCCCACUACCUCUCACCCCGAACGUGACUCUUCGAAACCUCGGCACUCAAGAAGUACGGUUAUCCUACGAUCAGAAGCCAAAUUACCAUAGCAUACAGCGAAAUUUGUGGACAUAUCAGUUUCGCAAUACUGGAGAUCAGCCGUGGGUGUCAGCAUAUGCAUUUACUGAAAUCGAAUUCACUCUCCGGGAUUUUGAGGUCAUGAAUUUCUUCACCAGUCGCAGCCCAGACUGCUUCCUGACAUCCAGGCUGCUUGUAGUCAAAUUUCUGCGCAGGGAUGACGGUAUCUAUGGAAAGCUCAUCCUGGAUCAUGACCGAGUGAAGAAAAAUCUUGGCGGGAAAUCAAUAUUAAUUCAGACCUGCACGACGGAAGAAGAGAGAGUGAAUGCCCUAGAAGUCCAUUUCGGAAUAAGGCUGGCUAAAGAGGAGCGGUCCGGCAUCAAAGGAAGAAUAUCGUCAUUGACAUGCUGA